AUGAAGGCCGAUAUAAUGAACACGCCGAUCACUGUCGUGCAGUUCCAGAGACUUCGGAACUUGUUGAGUAUCAAGGCGCCUAGGUCUGCCAAGUCGAGUAGGAGUGCUGUCGAAGAAGCACCUCGGCCAGAGAGUGGGAACCGAACGGUGCGUUUGGGACGAUUAGUACUGCGCGAAGGAGCGAUUUCUAUUGCGCCACUGUCCUGCCCUCUGGCCCCUUUGCUAUUCCUCGUGGUGGUUGAGUUGUUGGGAAUUGUAGUUCAGCAGUCUCCCACCUUGAAAGGACUCCCGGUCCCAGGUAGCCGUACUCAAACGCACCUCUUCUCUGCGUUUGUCGACGACUCUACGAUUUUUCUCGAGCAAGCGAAUCAGCUGGCACCGGCUCUUGCCCUCGUAUCACUCUUUGGAGCCUUAUCUGGACUGGAAGCCCAGCCGUCAAAGAGCAAAAUCAUACUCUUGAACACAGGGGUGCAGAUGCGAAAAAUGGUUGGCAUUUCGGUGCUACACCAGACGGAAACAGAUUCGAAGGCUUCAACGGCGGCUAAUCACAGCUUCCAGGGUCGCGACUAG
This is a messenger RNA of Peronospora matthiolae, 570 nucleotides long. NCBI's taxonomy places the organism in Eukaryota, Oomycota, Peronosporomycetes, Peronosporales, Peronosporaceae. The record is from the annotation of a GenBank genome assembly.